Molecule: messenger RNA, 2727 nt
Organism: Rotaria sp. Silwood1
Lineage: Eukaryota; Metazoa; Rotifera; Eurotatoria; Philodinida; Philodinidae
Source: the annotation of a GenBank genome assembly
UGGGUGUGGGUCUCGCUAUAGUUGUUCCCUGCAUUGACACCCACACCCACACCCUUUUUCUUUGCUUUUCAUUAAACAAAAAAAAAGAAAAUAUCCAAAUAAAAAUUUUUGUUUUGUAGAAACGACUAUUUUUAAAUUAAGCAAAUAUAAUAUUUACAAUAGAAAUGUCGACAAAAGUAAUAGCAAGCAGAACUAGUAUCACAUGCCUAUUUACGUAGUGGAUGGUUCUCUUGUUAUUGCAUCAAUUAUUGAUCUUGAUACAAUUUUUUAUUUGAAUAUUUGUUUAUUUAUAGUUAUUAGUUGAGCACCUGGUGUUAAACUUGUGGUAAAAACAUUACUUUCAUCAUUACGAACGAUUGAUUAUAUUGUUGUUUUAUGUUUUACUUUUUUUAUUUUUAUUAUAUUUAGUAUACUUAACGUAUUUUGUUUUUUCUAUAAAUCAUAAUCAAUUCUAUAUUUUCCGUAAAAUAAAAAAGAUUCGAUUUAUUAGAAAUAUAAUUUUGAUUAAUUUGUAAAAGAAAAUUGAAUAUAGUUUCGUUGAUGUCAAUAUUGUCUUUUUUAUAUUAUGAUCAAUAAGUAAAUAAUUUAGUCCUAAGACAAGAUGAUCGAAUAUAUUUUUAUUUUAAUCACAGAAAACAGUAUUAGUUUAUAAAUAGAUAUGAAAAGUGAUCAAUAAAUUUUUGACUGAUAUUUGUUGAAUCUUUUGGAAAUCUAAACAAUUUGUGUUUAAUAUUUAACUAAUAACAAAAAUGAGAAGAGAUUUUAUAUCAAUAACUGAAUAAAUUCAAUUUUUUUAAUUCAAAACAUUUAAUUAGUUAUAUCGAAUUUGAAAAUGAAAAUCGAAAACAAAAAAAUCUUAAUUCGAAAGUUAAUAAUAAUAAUAUUGAUUCUCUAUAUCGAAAAUUUCUUAUUGAUUUAAAUAUAUCGCUCGUAACUGUGUUAAGCUUUUAUUUUCGAUAUUUUUCAUUAGUUUCUAUUAAUAUAAGAUAUAACGUCAUAUUAUUUAUAAUGUAUAUUAAUAAUAAUGAGAGAUUAAUAUAUUAUUUAUUUAUUAAGUUAUUCAAUGGAAAGGUUUAUUAGCUUAAUAAUAUAACAAGAUAACAACAAUGUCAAUCACUGGAAAAAUUAACAAUAUAAUUUUGAUAAUUUAGGUCAAGUAUAUUUUAUUGAAUAAAUCUAUAUGAAUAUAUAUAACUAAUGACAUUAUUUAUAUCAUUAUCACAAGAUGGCUAGGUACAAAUAAUGUAUAAUAAUAUUGAUGUUGUUGAUGUUGAUAUACAAUCAAUAAGAAAUUAUAAUGAAGCUAAAUUAGUUUAUUUCAUAUCAUUUUUAUUACUUGUUACUUUUUUUUUAUAAUGAAUAUUGUUACCAAGUCAUUUGAAUUUUUAUUUAAUGCCACCGGUAUUCUUUUUCUUUUCAAUUAUUAAACAUUUUAUAGACUCUUGAUUAUUAUAAUUAUGUAUUUACAACUGCUUUUAUUAUUGAAUCAAUAUCAAAGAUUAUUGCUCUUAGAUCAUUAUGUUAUUUUAUAGAUACGUAUUUUAUUAGAAAAGAAAAAAAGAUUUAUUUUUAAUAUAAAUCAACUUUAGUUACAUUAACAAUAGGUGAAAUGUUUUUAGACAAAAAAUGAAUAGUGGGCAUAUACUUUCUAUUAAUUCAACUCUUACAUAUGUUUUGAGAGUAUUCAGAAUUGCAUGAGGUUAGAUUCUUUUUCGAUUCUUUUUAUCGAAGAUUUUAUCAUUCUUCUUACAUUCUAUUUGAUCAAUUUUUGAAAAUUUCAUACUUCUAUUUUAAUUAAUAAAUUCAUAACGAAUACAUUUACAAAAACGACUUUCUUUGUAACAAAUAAAAAAACUUUAAAAUUUAAAAAAAAUUGUUUUUCAACACUGAAGUCUCAGUUAUUUACUCCUCGAAGAAACCAUAAAGGAUAUUUGAUAAGUAAGCAGUAUAUUGUACUAAGUUUUUUUAUGUGUUUAACAUCAUUAUAGAUAUACAUAUGAAGUAAAUAGUUAGGAAAAAAUUUGAAGAAUUAUUUAAAUUUUUAUGUCAAAUAUUUAAAAAAAAAAAGUUGAAUUGAGAGAAGAAUCUUGAAUAGUUACAAUAAAAUAAUUGAAGAUAUUUAUCAUUAAAAUUUAUUUAAACAUUACAGAAAAUUCUUUGUUAUGAAUUUUUGAAAACAAAACAAAUAUCUAAAUGAAAAUUUGAAUUAUUUGAAGAUCUUUUUUCUUUUUCUUCAUGUUUGCUGCACUUGAUGUCGAAUUAUUUGGAAAAUUAGAAUUUAGUGAACAACAUUCAUGUACUGGACUUGAUAAACAUACCUUUUUUUAAUAAUUAUUUCGUAUUGUAACUGAUAAUAAUUGGAAUGGAAUAAUAAAAGUUAGACUUUUUUCUUUUUAAUUAUUAUUUUUUAAUAUAAACAAGGAUACAUUUCGUCAAGAUGAUUCCUCACAUGGUGGGAAAAAAAUCAUUUAAUAAUAGAAUGUGGAUGGAUUGCUGUUUUAGUGAAAAAAAACUGAUGUAAUUUAAUUAAAUAAAAUAAAUAUUAACAAAUUUUAAAUAUUUAUUUUAAUUUAGAAAUCAAAUUGAAUGAUGUUUUAUGAUACGGAAAUAGAUAAAGAAAUUGAACGAGUAUUAGAAGCUGAUGCAUAUGAUAGAGAUUAUCUUGAACAACGAUUAAUUGAUGAUAAAGAACUUGAUGAAUACAUAUUUAUAUUUAUAUUUAGUUAA